CACCCUUCUUCAAUUCGUCCCCCUCGUCUUCCUCUUCCUCCUCCGCCCUCUCUCCUCUUCUUUUCCCUCCCCGCCCGGCGACCCAGUACCAACAAUUCCUACAAGAACCCGAUCCCCGUCCUCCACCCACACCCAGAGGUAAGGGAGGGGAAGGGGAUGACGGGCAAGGAUGCCGCCGCCGGCGGUGGCGGCGGCAAGGGCCGCCUCUUCACGGUGGGCCUUGUCACGGCGUGGUACUCAUCCAACAUCGGGGUUCUGCUGCUCAACAAGUACCUGCUCAGCAACUACGGCUUCAAGUACCCCAUCUUCCUCACCAUGUGCCACAUGUCCGCCUGCUCCCUCUUCUCCUACGCCGCCAUCGCCUGGCUCCGCAUCGUCCCCAUGCAGCUCCCGCGCUCCCGCCUCCAGCUCGCCAAGAUCGCUGCGCUCAGCCUCGUCUUCUGCGCCUCCGUCGUCUCAGGCAACAUCUCCCUCCGCUACCUCCCCGUCUCCUUCAACCAGGCUGUCGGCGCCACCACCCCCUUCUUCACCGCUGUCUUUGCCUACCUCAUGACCGUCAAGCGCGAGUCCUUUCUCACCUAUCUCGCGCUCGUGCCCGUCGUCACCGGUGUCAUCAUCGCCAGCGGCGGAGAGCCCAGCUUUAAUCUGUUUGGGUUCAUCAUGUGCGUUGGAGCAACUGCUGCGAGGGCACUCAAGACGGUCUUGCAAGGGAUUCUUAUGUCUUCUGAUGGGGAGAAGAUUAAUUCCAUGAACCUGCUUAUGUACAUGGCACCAAUCGCUGUUCUUCUCUUGGUCCCUGCAACUAUCUUCAUGGAGGAUAAUGUUGUUGUCAUUACAAUACAACUGGCCAGGAAGGAUAUCAACAUAAUUUGGUACCUGCUCUUCAACUCUUCCUUGGCCUACUUCGUGAAUCUGACCAAUUUCCUGGUGACAAAGCAUACGAGUGCAUUAACCCUACAGGUCCUGGGCAAUGCAAAAGGAGCCGUUGCAGUUGUGAUCUCCAUCUUGAUAUUCAGAAACCCAGUGUCUAUAACUGGGAUGCUGGGCUACACGCUGACUGUCAUAGGGGUGCUUCUUUACAGUGAAGCUAAGAAGCGAACCAAGCAAUGAAAUCAAAUCGGCAGCGAUUAGGACGAAGCAAGCCUAGUAGUCUUUCUUGGAUAUAGCAGCUAUAGUUUUGUGAGCACAUACAACAGCAUUGCCAAUAAUUACUUGUAUUCUUUUUUUUUUCUUUCAAAACAAAACGCCUUCCCAACCCCACACCAAUGGUAUGGUGUGAUCCACAGAAAAGGAAAGAAAUAUAGUGAUUAAUUCUUUAUGUGUUGUGACUAGUGAAAACACCUUGUCCAUUUUUAUUAAUUGGUUCCCGUGUUGACAAAA
This is a messenger RNA of Sorghum bicolor (sorghum), 1380 nucleotides long. Its product is annotated as probable sugar phosphate/phosphate translocator At3g11320. NCBI's taxonomy places the organism in Eukaryota, Viridiplantae, Streptophyta, Magnoliopsida, Poales, Poaceae. The record is from RefSeq and is a predicted model, not a curated record. Gene Ontology annotation, molecular function: antiporter activity. The transcript has 4 exons. Gene Ontology annotation, cellular component: Golgi apparatus. The coding region runs from base 157 to 1110 and encodes 317 amino acids.